AAUCAAAACCACCAUUAAUCUGAAGAAACCUGAUGAGGUCGUCGAGGAACAACUGUAGGAUCGAAUUAAUUAGCAGACAGAUUGUUUGUUGCAGUUCAUGUCGCAAACAACCUUUUGAGAAAGUCCACGCAAGAUUCCCCGCUAGCAGCUAAAAUUUCCACUCUAAAUCUUGGGAAUUUCAACGCGCUUUUGAGGUGGCUCUCGAUCCGCCGUACCGCGCACCGCCAUCAUCACCUGCCGCAGUGUUCUGCUCGUGGUUUGUCGCACUUCUUUACUCUCCGGCCAACUCUAAGUCAAACCGAAGAGAGAAGAGGGAAGAGAGAGAGGAUCCGACAUUGGUGUAAGCAAUGAGGUGAGAUGAUUUAAUUCUUGCUGGUUGCUUUAUGAGAGGUUUGCCUGCCGAGAAGAGGAGGAAAGAUCCGAACUUUUCCGUUCUUUGAGGUGGGUUUCAAUUUCAUGCAGCUGCUGAGCGAGAACAGAGCGUCGUGUUUUCUAGCUGUGCCUAGUGAAAGAUGAAGAAGCCUACUCUACGAGUAGAACCAACAGAUAAGCUCAUAGCAGAGUCAGAUAGAUAGAGGAGAAGAUAAAAAAAAUAUACUUGCAGAGAUUUCCUUAACGAGCUUUGAAUGGAGAAUAUUCAAUCUUUGUUUUGAUUCUUUCCCUCCUUCCCUCUCUCCUCUUCUGCCUUUAAAGAGCUCGAGUGGGUAGCUAGGCUCUUCAGCGUCUCAAUUUUGCGGGUGGCGAUGGGUUGGGCGAGCAAGUUGCUGAGGAGCCUUCUCGGCGGCGCGAAGAAGGAUGUUGAAAAGAAGGAGAAGAGACGGCGGAGUUUCACUGGACCAUUGCGGGAAAGUGUUUCUCCCAAGAACUCCGGCGGCCGCCACAUUCCGACGUCGGCGCUGCAUCUGUCGUGGCCUAGGUUGGACGUCGAAGAAGUGCUGGAAGUGGAGGAGGGGAGUAAGCACGCGAUCGCAGUGGCCGUGGCCAACGCGACCGCCGCCAAUGCGACGGUGGCGGCGGCGGUGAUGCGGCUGAAGGCCCUCCUGGGAGAGAAGAAGAAGAUCGCGGUGCAGUGUCGGGCCGCUGUCAAGAUCCAGACAACCUUCCGAUGCCACUUGGCGAAGAAAGCUCUUCGAGCUCUGAGAGGCUUGGUCAAGCUGCAAGCGCUGGUGAGAGGCUUCCUCGUGAGGAGACAAGCCGCGUUGACCCUCCGCAGACUCCAAGCGCUCGUCAGAGCUCAAUCCGUGGCAAGAUCUCGACUUCCUCCAGCAGAAUUGCGCUUCCACCGGAGAUCAUUUGAACGAUUUGACGCAGGGCAAUCCAAGUGCAAUUCCAUCCCACCCAAAUCCAGAUCAUUCCGGCGAGCGAAUUCGCCGGAGGAACUUUUGGCGCCGGUAUCCUCGCCGGUGCUUCUCUGCAGGGUUCCCUCUCCUCGCUCUGUUCACGGUCACCGCGAAAGCAGCUGCUGCUGCUGCCAAUUCUGUCCCAAGACACAGCACAAUACUCCUCGUCUUGUCCGGCCCGGAACUCCAGCAAUGCAGCUGCACCAAGUCAUCAUGAGUCCGACGAGCUUUCCGAACUACAUGGCGCGGACCACUUCGUCGGUGGCGAAGGUGAAGUCGUGGAGGAAGGCUAUGGAGGAGGAUUCCAAUGGCGCAUUUAUGGCAGGGAGUAAGCAUGGCAGGUCUCCCAUGGCGGCGAGUGAAGCGGCCAUGGAUUGAUUGAUCGCUGAGUUGGUGAGGCGAAAUUGCGAUUUGAGAUGUGGAGAAAGAGAGGCGUGUAGAUUCUCCAAGCUUAAUUAGAACUUGUUCUUGACUUGUUGCACCAUUGUGUUCUUCGUUAACUUCAUUUCCUGAACUUUCAUGAAGCAUUUCAUUUAGUGGGGAAAUAGCUU
Messenger RNA from Zingiber officinale, 1891 nucleotides. Its product is annotated as protein IQ-DOMAIN 27-like. Lineage: Eukaryota; Viridiplantae; Streptophyta; Magnoliopsida; Zingiberales; Zingiberaceae. Bases 744 to 1718 code for a protein of 324 amino acids. The transcript has 4 exons. Gene Ontology annotation, molecular function: protein binding. The record is from RefSeq and is a predicted model, not a curated record.